Molecule: messenger RNA, 1283 nt
Organism: Brassica oleracea var. oleracea
Lineage: Eukaryota; Viridiplantae; Streptophyta; Magnoliopsida; Brassicales; Brassicaceae
Product: alpha N-terminal protein methyltransferase 1-like
Exons: 8
Coding region: 8-997 (329 amino acids)
Biological process (GO): N-terminal protein amino acid methylation
Cellular component (GO): cytoplasm
Molecular function (GO): methyltransferase activity
Source: RefSeq, a predicted model, not a curated record
UUAAAAAAUGUCUCUUUCUCUUUACAGCCCAUUUGUUUCGACUGGAUACUCCCACUGGAACCACCCAAACCAUAUCCCGCCGCCGACGACGACGUCUGCCUUGCCACCGUCACUGCGUCAACGGAGAAGAGAACUAAGAAGCGUCUUAAUUCGCUCGUUGGAUCAAAUGGAAGUUAGUGGCGUAGAUUCCGAGGGUAAAGAGUUCAACAGCGCACAAGAGAUGUGGAGAGAAGCAAUCGGUGAAGAAGGAGAUGAAACGAAGAAGACCCAAUGGUACAGAGACGGAGUUUCUUACUGGGAAGGUGUUGAGGCUUCUGUUGAUGGAGUAUUAGGAGGAUAUGGGCAUGUGAAUGACGCUGAUAUUACAGGAAGUGAGGUUUUUCUAAAGACUCUUAUGCAAGAGAGAUUAGUCAAUGGAGGAACAAAUCAGCAUCUAGUGGCUCUUGAUUGUGGUUCUGGCAUUGGAAGGAUCACUAAGAAUCUUCUGAUACGGUACUUCAACGAGGUUGAUCUUCUUGAGCCUGUAGCGCAGUUUCUUGAUGCUGCACGUGAGAAUUUGGCAUCUAUUGGCUCAGAAACGCACAAAGCAACUAACUUUUUCUGUGUACCUCUUCAGGAGUUUACUCCAGCUGCUCAAAGGUACGAUGUCAUAUGGGUUCAAUGGUGCAUUGGGCAUCUCACUGAUGAUGAUUUUGUUUCUUUCUUCAACCGGGCAAAGGGUUGCCUUAAACCCGGUGGGUUUUUUGUCGUGAAAGAGAAUCUCGCUAAGAAAGGAUUUGUUUUGGAUAAAGAGGAUCGUAGCAUCACCAGAUCCAAUCCAUACUUUAAAGAGCUCUUUCGACGAUGUGGGUUACAUCUCUAUCAAACGAAGGAUCAGAAGGGUCUUCCUCAAGAGUUAUUUGCUGUAAAAAUGUAUGCUUUGACGGUUGAUAUACCACCCAAAGUCCACAAAACCAGGUCGAAAACUCGCGGCAACAGACCACAAAUUAUCAAAUGAUAAAAAGCUUCUGGUUUGAUUUUUACGAGUUUUAAAUCUUGAUUUAAAGAGAAGCUAUCAAAGAUGUGUGAAUCAAGGCUUGUCUGCUUCACGAAUGGUUCACAGCCACGUAGUUUGGUUUUGGCAUGUUCGAAUCUCCUGUCCUCACCUUAAUUUAAGCACCUUAUUGUUUGUUGUCUGAUAAUUUGUCCGAGCUUCAUGAUAAAUGGACUAGAAUUUUCACAUUAGCUAGAGGAUAAUGAUACUCUUCGAAUGAUGAUUUGUAACCUGAAUCGUAGUUGCUCCA